This is a messenger RNA of Arctia plantaginis, 255 nucleotides long. The record is from the annotation of a GenBank genome assembly. NCBI's taxonomy places the organism in Eukaryota, Metazoa, Arthropoda, Insecta, Lepidoptera, Erebidae.
AUGCUAAAAAGUUCUCGGAAGAAAAUUCCUCCUGUGCCAAUUGGUACUACUGUUAGAAUCCCUGUUCCGGAAGUCGACAGAGGUCACGGUGAUGCUAGCAAUCUAUUAGCUGUAGUUUUACAAAAAACAGAUGACGAACUUUACAAAAUUGGAACAAAGCAAGGUGUUGUAAAGACGUUGUAUUCAAGACAGCAUUUUGAAAGGGUGUCCCUAAUGAAGAAACGAUGCCCCGAGGGAUUUGUCAAAUAUAUGUAA